AUGUCUAGAAAUUCUAUCAACAACGCGCAAGAUAAGAAUAAGAAAGAUAAGGAGAAGGAGAAGAUCUCUGAGAACAAGAACAAAGAUUUCAUCAAGCCGGAUAGAAAGGGUAAUAAUGCUACUAAAAUGUGUUAUCAUUGUCAAAAGAUUGACCACAUUCAAAUGAAUUGCUGGUUGAAAUUUCCUGAAAAACACUCUACUAGCCGCGUCAAAUUG
Messenger RNA from Blastomyces gilchristii SLH14081, 216 nucleotides. RefSeq lists its product as uncharacterized. The annotation marks the transcript as partial. The transcript is spliced from 2 exons. Lineage: Eukaryota; Fungi; Ascomycota; Eurotiomycetes; Onygenales; Ajellomycetaceae. The record is from RefSeq and is a predicted model, not a curated record.